AGAAGGGAAAGACUUGGAAGAUCCAAGGAUGUAUCGACAACUGGUAGGUAGUCUUAUCUAUCUAACCCUUACUCAUCCUGACUUGGCAUAUGCAGUUGUAGUAGCAAGCCGUUACAUGCAAAAUCCAAAGAAGCCACAUUUGGAAUCAGUUCGGCGGAUACUGCGAUACUUAAAAGGAACUACAGUUUACGGUAUUCUGUAUCGUAAAGGUGAAAGAUGCCAAGUAACUGGGUAUUGCGACGCUGAUUAUGCUGGAGAUUGUGACACGAGGCGAUCGACUACAGGUUACAUCUUCAGUUUGGGAUCAGGAGCAGUGUCAUGGUGCAGUAAGAGGCAAGCUACCGUAUCUCUCUCCACCACCGAAGCCGAGUAUAGAGCAGCAGCUAUGGCAGCACAAGAAAGCACGUGGUUGAUGCAAUUGCUAAAGGAUCUUCACCAACCGAUUGAACAGGUAAUACUUCAUUGUGAUAACAGGUCAGCAGUAUGCCUAGCAGAAAAUCCAAUGUUUCAUGCUAGAACCAAGCAUAUUGAGGUGCACUACCACUUCCUAAGAGAAAAAGUGCUGCAAGGUGAGAUCUACAUGAAGCUGACGCCAACAGAAGACCAAAUUGCUGAUAUAUUUACAAAGGGGUUCAACACAAAGAAGUUUGAAGACAUACGUACACAACUUGGAAUAGUUAGUAGAUCAACAAUUCUGAAUAAGUUGGUGCUGAGGGGGAGUAAUGAAGCCACCGACCUUGGCUUCUAG
This is a messenger RNA of Dioscorea cayenensis subsp. rotundata (Guinea yam), 748 nucleotides long. Its product is annotated as secreted RxLR effector protein 161-like. The transcript has a single exon. Lineage: Eukaryota; Viridiplantae; Streptophyta; Magnoliopsida; Dioscoreales; Dioscoreaceae. The record is from RefSeq and is a predicted model, not a curated record. Bases 29 to 748 code for a protein of 239 amino acids.